AUGUAUUCUGCACAACCGCCCGCCGAAUUCUCCAACAAUCCCUUCAUCGAUCAUCCCGCCAACGCCCUCUCGCGCUACCCAGACAUCACAGGCGACGACGACCCCACCUCCGGCCAAUACACUUCCUGGCUGAACAAGCCCUCCGGCUCGAGUCCUGCACCCAAUCCAACUGGCUAUCCAGGGCAGGGCCUCCCGACAGGAUACAAUGGUGGAUUACAGCAGCCCCAGAUGCAGCCACAACAGACCGGGUGGACUGGAGGCGGAGGAUACACACAGCCCCAGCAGGGCUACGGUGUUCCUGCUGUGCAGAGUCCGCAGAUGACGGGUCGGCCGGGAUUCCAGCCCUCGAGCUCAUUCGGGCAGCAGCUCGCAGCGCAGGUGAACGGGCCGGGGGCAUACACAGGCAUGCCCCAGCAGCAGCAGCAGCAGCAGCAGCCGCCACAGCAACAAUACACGGACUAUCCAUCUCAAUUCGGCGCGAACACUGGAUACCAGCCGGCCUACUAUCCCCAACCGCAACAACAGCCGCAGCAGCAGGGCGCGCCGUACCUCGCCGAGUUUGACCCUUAUGCGCAGGCCGGCCAGGCAUUCGGGCAGCAGAAUUCCAGCGCUGGGACCGGCGGCUAUCGGCCACCCCAUCCGCGGGAGUACGUCCAGCAGCACAAAGUAGAGCUGGACAGCUGGGAUGUGUAUGCAUGGAAGCAGGCGCAGAAUUGCUUUGAGGCGCUAAGGGAGGCAUGGGGCGCACGGAAGCGCGAGGUGGAGGCGCGUGGGCGGUCUCUUGGAGGUGCGGGGCUUUUUGGCGGCGGGGGCUAUGGUGGAAUGUAUGGUGGGCAGGCGCAGGAGAUGGCUCGGCUAGAAAGUCUCGCAAAGGAGGCAGAGUCGAAUCAUGACUCAGUAGCUGCAUCAGCCUUCCAGUUCCAAGAGGUCUUCAGCGGGUACAGACAAUCCGGAGACCUCGCAUCUAAGCGACGCGUCCGCGAGGCUAUCAAUGCUGCGCUAACCAGUCUGCCCGAUUGGCCCUCACAGACCUUUUAG
Laetiporus sulphureus 93-53 is the source of this 1038-nucleotide messenger RNA. RefSeq lists its product as uncharacterized. The transcript is spliced from 4 exons. The record is from RefSeq and is a predicted model, not a curated record. Lineage: Eukaryota; Fungi; Basidiomycota; Agaricomycetes; Polyporales; Laetiporaceae. The coding region runs from base 1 to 1038 and encodes 345 amino acids.